Pomacea canaliculata is the source of this 1795-nucleotide messenger RNA. RefSeq names its product RNA-binding protein lark-like. The record is from RefSeq and is a predicted model, not a curated record. Gene Ontology annotation, cellular component: cytosol. Lineage: Eukaryota; Metazoa; Mollusca; Gastropoda; Architaenioglossa; Ampullariidae. The coding region runs from base 145 to 1050 and encodes 301 amino acids. The transcript is spliced from 8 exons. Gene Ontology annotation, molecular function: zinc ion binding; mRNA binding.
AAUCAGGUUAACAGUAACUUUACAUGACAGAGUUGUCUGACACCAGUGAGGGCGCGUCGAGCAUUCAUUGUCAGGCAAAACGGGAGAGGACGCGCCAAGCGAACGCGUUUACGCACGAGCGGGAUCAUUUUAAUCGGCGCUGAAAUGGGAAGCAAAACUGUCCCUACCAAGCUUUAUAUUGGGAAUAUACCUGAUCUUUGCAGACAAGAAGAACUUCAAGCAAAAUUUGAGAAGUUUGGGAAUGUUGUUGAAUUUGAUAUAGUCCGCAACUAUGGUUUUGUGCAUUUUGAAAAAUCACAAGAAGCCCAGGCAGCAGCCAAUGCUCUGAAUGGAACUGAAUUUGGUGGAAACAUACUGUUAGUGGAGAUGUCACAUAGCAAAGUGCGGCAGAAGCCUGGGAUGGGAAACAAAGGGAGCUGUUUCCGAUGUGGUGAGGAAGGUCAUUGGUCUAAAGACUGCCCUAAGCUAGGCCCCCGCAGGCCGAGACAUCCACCAGGACCUCCAUAUCGUGAUCCCUAUGAGGACCCUUAUGCCAGAGAUCCAUAUGCAGAUCCAUAUUACAGAAACCGUUACAUGCCUCCAUUACCACCAGUAUAUGGCCACUAUGACCCAUAUGAUCCCUAUGAACACCCCAGACCUGUGCCACCAACAGUUCGAGACCCCUAUUUUAGGGAUCGGGAACCACUACCUAAUGCAACUUCAGAUUUGUAUCCUCGGCCAUCUGCAGACAUGUAUGAGAGACCAUCUGUGGAUCCUUAUUCAAGACCUCUUUCAAGUGCCUAUGGACGAGCACCUGCAGGUGAUCCAUAUGCAAGAUCCUCAGAUAUAUAUGGUACCAGACCAACGGCUGAUCCAUAUGCACGGCCUCCCCCAGAAUAUUACUCUAGAAGAGGAACAUCACCACCUCCUGCAGCUGCAAGAGAGUCCUUUGAAAGGGAUCCUUAUCUUGUUGGAAAAGACCCAUACCAGGACUACUAUGAAAAAAGAAGACCAGUAGCUGCAAACAAUGGAGCCAAUUCAGCCACAGCUCGCGUGCCAGGGCCAUACUGACAUAGUCCCUUUGAAUGAGCCAGACAGCCUCAUCAAGUGAAACAGCCACUCAUAUUUUUCUAUUAUUGAAGUUUAAAUAAUUCCUUGUAGGAGUUGUUCUCUUGUGCUGGGAUUCUUCAGAACUUUUUAUUUGUGUAGCAUUGUCAGCAUAAGAACUUGAAAUAAGGUAUUGCCCCAGCACAUUUGUGUAUGUUGAUGCACACAGAUAUAAACUCAUAUGUGUUUUGUGAAAUCUGUGAGUAGAUUAAAAUGGGACUGUUAUUGUUUACACAUGCAUGCAGAUGCACAUACAAACACACCCUCUACCCACUCCCAUGCACACACUGCCAUCUGUUAGAAGAUGGAGCACAUUCUAAUUUUAUAAUUAUAGGUCUUACUGUACUUGCCAUAAAGUUGGCAUCUAAAUCUCAGGAAAGAUAUGAUAGCAGGAGCACAGAGUCAGGUAAGCCCUCAGAAUUAUUUUUCCCCGUGGUGUCAUGGUACAGGACGUUAGUGUGUCUGCACACCUGUAACUGGUGCAUGUACUCAUGCAUCCAUUGCAUACAUCACAUACAUGUUUGGGAGCUGCAAUAUUAUACAUCAAAAUUAUUAAAGCUGACAAUUGUUUGUACACUUUUUAGUCUUCAUUUGAUGUUCACCAUUGUCUUAAAAAAAAAAAGCAACAGAACACUUUAGCCAUGAAGUGUGUAUUGUACAAAUUUGAUGGUGCAAAAUAAAUGACGUUUGAUCGCCUGUUCACAGUGUA